ACCCCGGGACCAGCCUUCGGGGCGGCACGGCCCGACGCCGGCGGAGCGGAUGCGGUGGCGCGCCACGGCCGGGGGACCCGGGAUGCGAGCUGCCGGGGGCCCGCGCGGGAGAGGCACCGGGGGCCCGGGGGCCCAGCGGCGCGCGCCGCGGCCCGACUCUGCGCCCCGGAGGGGGAUGGGGUGCGCCUAGACGCCCCGCGGCCCCGCACCCACCCCGCGCCCCGCUCGCCGCCCGCCUGGAGGGUGUCGGGGUGCAGGGGGGGGCCCGGGCCGAGGGAACGCGCGCCGCCGGGGCGUUCUCCCCGCCCCCGGGGCCCUGCCCGCCGGCCCGCCCCGAGAGCCCGUCACCUCCUCCCGCCGGCCGCCGGGUCCACCCCGGGCCCCCCUCCCCCCCCCACCCCCACGCCGCCCCCGAGCACCAAGUUGGCGGGAGCCUAUAAAAGCCGGGGACGGCGCGACCCGCGGACACAGCGUGCCAGCUCCCAGCCCCGCCGCGCCGCCGCCAGCCGCCAGCCCCGCCGCGCGACCAUGUCCCAUCACUGGGGAUACGGCAAGGACAACGGACCCGACCACUGGCAUAAGGAUUUCCCCAUUGCCAAAGGAGAGCGUCAGUCCCCCGUGGACAUCAACACCAAGACCGCCGUUCAUGACCCUUCCCUGAAGCCCCUGAGUGUGAGCUAUGAGCAAGCCGUGUCCCGGAGAAUCGUGAACAAUGGUCACGGAUUCAACGUGGAGUUCGAUGACUCCCAGGACAAAGCAGUGCUGAAAGGAGGACCGCUCACUGAAACUUACAGGUUGAUCCAGUUUCAUUUUCACUGGGGCUCUGCUGAUGGGCACGGUUCUGAGCAUACUACGGAUAAAAAGAGAUAUGCUGCAGAGCUUCACCUGGUUCACUGGAACACCAAAUAUGGGGAAUUUGGAAAAGCUGUGCAACAGCCUGAUGGAUUGUCUGUUUUGGGUGUUUUUUUGAAGAUUGGCAGUGCUAAUCCAGUCCUCCAGAAAGUGCUCGAUGCCCUGGAUUCCAUUAAAACCAAGGGGAAGAGCGCUGACUUCUCUAACUUUGACCCUCGUGGCCUCCUUCCGGCGAGCUUUGACUACUGGACCUACCCGGGCUCCCUGACCACACCCCCUCUCCUGGAAUGUGUGACCUGGAUCGUGCUCAAGGAGCCCAUCACUGUUAGCAGUGAGCAGAUGUCGAAAUUCCGUAACCUUAAUUUCAACAAGGAGGGUGAACCCGAGGAACUCAUGCUGGACAACUGGCGCCCAGUCCAGCCUCUGAAAAACAGACAAAUCAGAGCUUCCUUCAAAUAAGAGAGUCCUAGAGCCAGCACUUAAUAAUUUUUUGGUUUCCCUUUAGCUAAGCACAAAUCUGCCUUGGUGAAUUUUGGACCUUGGCUGCUUUGCAUCUGAUUUUCUAAACCCUCAUCUCCCACCUGACGUACUUACUAAUAUAAUGUGAACAGCUAGAAUUGUCUUGCUUGAGAAAAUUGCUGUGACUGGUGCUUUGUUUAAUGGUAUAGACAAAUUUCUGUAACAGGGAAUAGAAUAAAAUAAAUAGGUAAAAGUAUCUUGACUUUGGUCACAGCCUGCGUAGGGAUGAGCAUUUACAACUGUUCACUAAAAUGCUUCGUUAAAACUUAGGAAAGUAGAAUGAUUGAGUGCAAUUAUGCAUCACAAGAUAAGUCAAGCCGCAUAACGUAAAUCAGGUAAAAUAGACGUGAAGCAAUGUAAUGUAAAUCUGAUCAAAGAAAUGUUAUGAGCCUAAGAUGUUAUAUUAAAGAAAUAAAAUUAUAAAUUCUUAUAUAUUUGUAGCAAUGUUACCUUAAAUAUGAAUUAUGCUGUAUUUUAGUGAUUUUUGAAUUACAGAGAUAUAAAUUAAGUGUUAUCUGUAAAAAUUGUUUUACUUAUAGUUGUGAUACAGAGUAUAUUUCCAUUUAAAUAAUAUAUCAUAACUUAAUAAAUAUUGUAUUUUAGAUAUGUUCUCUAAUAAAAUUCAGAGUUAUA
This is a messenger RNA of Sorex fumeus (smoky shrew), 2004 nucleotides long. It is a transcript of the gene CA2, whose product is annotated as carbonic anhydrase 2. The transcript is spliced from 7 exons. Gene Ontology annotation, molecular function: zinc ion binding; carbonate dehydratase activity. Lineage: Eukaryota; Metazoa; Chordata; Mammalia; Eulipotyphla; Soricidae. Gene Ontology annotation, cellular component: cytoplasm. Bases 529 to 1311 code for a protein of 260 amino acids. The record is from RefSeq and is a predicted model, not a curated record.